AUGCUCAAGCCAUCAGGGCCGGGCAUUUAUGAUAUUAUCCAGGCGUUUCGUGGAGUGAACAGCUCGUUCCUUACCGACCAGCACGUUCCGGGCGCCGAUCUGACCGGCAAGUGGAUCAUCAUCACUGGAUCCAACAAUGGCAUCGGCUUUGAGGCUGCGAAAUCUUUAGCGGCGAUGGGAGCGAAUAUGAUCUUGGCCUGCCGCAAUCCACCUGCAUGGGAGAUGCAUCCCACCGCAGCCGUAGAGGAGUGCCAGACCAUUUCCAACGCGCAGGGUCAUUCAUCCACAAUCGAAUGGUGGGAGAUUGACAUGGCCGAUUUCGACAGUGUUGAGGAAUUUUGCGCACGAUGGAUAAAAUGCGACCGGCCGUUGGAUAUUCUUUGCAACAACGCUGGAGUCGCACCUCCCGCCCAAGACAUCGUGACCAAAGAUGGAUUUGAGAUGGCUCAUCAGGUCAAUCUUCUUUCUCAGGUUUUAAUCACCCUGCGUUUGCUUCCGUCGUUGGCUCGAAGCGCAGAGCCUCGAAUUGUGUGUACGACAUCGUGUAUUCAUCAUCUCGGGCUGUUUGAUCUAGACCAUUUCCAUGGCGGGCCAUGGAAAAAGGGUAAUGACUACCAGGACAACAAACUCUAUUACCAAAUGUGGGUGAUAGAGCUACAGUCUCGACUUUUGCGACACCCCGAGUAUCUCCACAUCACAGUCAAUGGAGUGAACCCGGGAUUUGUGGCGUCGAGUAUCUGGACCCCACUGACAACAGCCACCGAUCUCCCCACUCAUGUUUUGAAGCUUCUUUUGCGUUUCUUCGCGAUCACGCCACAGCAAGGUAGCUUAGCUAUCACUCAUGCAGCCACUUCUCCAGAGCUGGGACCGGACCCGCAUACGCAGCGUGUCGGUGCGCCGAAUGGGCGAGGUGGCGGCAAAUACAUCAACCGAAUCUGGGAAGCACCGGCUAGAUCCAUAUGCUACGAUGCAGAAGCCAGAUCCGCCAUCUGGACAAAGCUUGAUGAGGAACUGAAGUUGCGGGACAAAGGUCUUUUGGACGUUCUUGGAUUGUAG
This is a messenger RNA of Penicillium oxalicum, 1056 nucleotides long. RefSeq lists its product as uncharacterized. The transcript is spliced from 2 exons. NCBI's taxonomy places the organism in Eukaryota, Fungi, Ascomycota, Eurotiomycetes, Eurotiales, Aspergillaceae. Bases 1 to 1056 code for a protein of 351 amino acids. The record is from RefSeq and is a predicted model, not a curated record.